CCUCUCUCUCUCUCUCUUCUUCUUCACGCGCGCACACAUGCAGAGCCAAUCAGGCGCGCGGUAACAGAACACACGCGCGGCGCGAGACGCUCGGAGCGGCUGUCUGUCAUCAGCUGAGAGGGAAGCGACACGAGGACCGGAGGAGUGAGGGGGUGGGGGGGCCACGCGUGAAAAUAAAAUAAAACAAAAUAAAAACAUGAGCGGUCACUUAGAGGAAGAGCUCCAGGAGCGCGAGAGGAAGAGCAAGUCCCCCACGCUGCUCUCCUCCUACUGCAUCGACAGCAUCCUGGGCCGCCGCAGCCCCUGCAAGCUCCGGCUCGGCCCGCACAACCUCCCGCUCCUGCCCGGCAGGGGGGAGGCGCCCGACGGGCCGACCAAAGAGCCCCUGUCCCUGGGCGCCGACAUGCACCUGCCCCCCAAGCUCCGCCGGCUCUACGGACCCGGAGGGAAGUACCUGCACGAGCACGCGGAGAAGCUGGAGCGGGAGCGGCUCCUCGUGGAACAAGCCGCCGACGGGCUGAAGAUCAGCCAGGCGCCGCAGGUGAGCAUCAGCCGCAGCAAGUCCUACCGGGAGAACGCCUCCCUGAGCCGGGGCGAGGGCGAGCAGAGCCCCGGGGGGGCCUCGGAGGACGGCGGCCUCGCGCUGGUGGAGCUCGGGCCGCUCAAGUUCGAGGAGGACGCCGGGAAGGAGGAGGAGAGCUGCGGGGACGCGGCCGCGCUGUCCCCGAAGGACGAGGAGCGCGAGAGCUUGACCGCCGGGGACGGGGACGUGCGUGACGGGGAGGACAGCGUGUGUCUGUCCGCGGGCAGCGACUCGGAGGAGGGGAUGCUGAAGAGGAAGCAGAGGAGAUACAGGACCACGUUCACCAGCUACCAGCUGGAGGAGCUGGAGAGGGCCUUCCAGAAGACGCACUACCCGGACGUGUUCACCAGAGAGGAGCUCGCCAUGCGUCUGGAUCUCACCGAGGCCCGCGUGCAAGUUUGGUUCCAGAACCGCAGGGCCAAGUGGAGGAAGCGUGAGAAGGCCGGGGUGCAAGCCCACCCCUCGGGCCUGCCGUUCCCAGGCCCGCUCGCAGCAGGCCAUCCUCUCAGCCACUACCUGGAGGGGCCCUUCCCUCCCCACCCCCACCCAGCCCUGGAGUCCGCCUGGACGGCCGCUGCAGCCGCGGCUGCCGCCUUCCCGGGCCUGGCUCCGCCGCCUCACAACAGCUCGGCUCCCCCCCUCGCAACCCCGCUGGGCCUGGGCACCUUCCUGGGCACGGCCGCCAUGUUCCGCCACCCCGCUUUCAUCGGACCCACUUUUGGCAGGCUUUUCUCCAGUAUGGGGCCCCUGACGAGUGCUUCCACCGCUGCGGCUCUGCUCCGACAGCCCGCGCCCCCCGUAGAGAGCCCCUCGCACGCCGGCCCCGUCCUCCCCGACCCCUCGUCGUCUUCCUCCUCCUCGUCCUCCUCAGCGGCGGUGGCGGACCGCCGGGCCUCCAGCAUCGCGGCGCUGCGCCUCAAGGCCAAGGAACACUCGGCUCAGCUCACGCAGCUCAACAUCCUGCCCACCGGAGCUGCAGGGAAGGAGGUGUGCUGAACGCACGACACCUGCCCCCCCAUUCCAUCACCACCCCUCUGGAGGCUGACGCCCCCCCACCCCAUGUUCCCCAACAAAAAGCACGACCAAAUGCAGCAGAUUGUGUCUGAUAAUUACAUCAUCCUGACAAGAACGUUCAAAAUAUACAUUUAUAGAUUUUUCUAAAAUUUAUCGACACCCCCCCGUUUGAUUUAAUUCUUGCUUUUACGUUAGUAAAACUAAUUAUCUUUUAACUCCUGCAUCACGUUUUGCUCCAUCACUCAUGGAAACUGAACAUUUGAUUUAUUUUACUCCAACAUGCUUCGUGUGGGUUGAGCUGGUUUUAACAAAAGGCGAGACGUAGGACCCCCCCCCCCCCACACACACACACACACACCUCCUGAACCAAAGGAAAAUGUCCAUAGACCUUCCACAAGCCUUCUCUGACUCGUCUCCUGCUCGUCCGUCCGGCAGCACCUGAAUAGUUUGAACACGAUGCAACUCUUCAGCGCAGACUCCAGGAGGUCGAGCAGCCGAGACACAAAGACCUGACUGUGAGAGAAAACUGUAAAUACUGUGCAGAACACACAAAAAAACAAGAGUGGGGUUCAAAAAGAUGCUUUUCAAAACCAACGUCGUGUUUUGAUGAUUCGCACUCGCUGUAGUGUGUCGCCGAAUGUGUAGAAUUCCACCUGUGUUUAUGAAUUAUUAGGUUUUUAGAUAAUUAUUUAUGUCAAGGGCAAGUUAAGUGAAG
Molecule: messenger RNA, 2312 nt
Organism: Nematolebias whitei (Rio pearlfish)
Lineage: Eukaryota; Metazoa; Chordata; Actinopteri; Cyprinodontiformes; Rivulidae
Gene: arxa
Product: aristaless related homeobox a
Exons: 5
Coding region: 197-1579 (460 amino acids)
Biological process (GO): regulation of transcription by RNA polymerase II
Molecular function (GO): DNA-binding transcription factor activity, RNA polymerase II-specific; RNA polymerase II transcription regulatory region sequence-specific DNA binding
Source: RefSeq, a predicted model, not a curated record